GCUAUCGAUAAGCACGUGAUUCGGCGCCCCUCGGUAGCCAGCAGCUCUAUGCGCCGACCGUGGUGUGAGAUCGACAGCUUUUGCCGUUUCUCUGACCACGGCACCCAAAACGGAUAGUCCUCACUUUUAAGAAGGCGACCACCUCGCUCCUGCCUUCCAUGGUCGCAUCAUAGCCUUCAUUCCCUCCUCAAUCCCGCAGGCGCUCCCACAAUGCCGCCUUUCCGCCCAUCAUGCCGCGCUUUUCGAGCUCUCGAGCUCCCUCAGAUCGGCGCAUCUAAGCGCGCACUGCAUCCGACCUUCUUUACAUCGAGACAGAGCGCCUUCGCGCGAAGAUGCAUGUCAGAUGGGGCCCCCAAACCAAAGCCAGAUCCAUUGGAGGAAUGGCGGAACCCCAAGCCCAGCAAAUGGCCAAACCGGAUACGACUGCUCAUGCUGCCCUUCAUUGGGGCCAUAGUAUACUCCAUGUGGACAGACACGUCCAUCUACGAAACCGAGCCGCCAUCCAUCGCCGAGAAAGACUCUAUACUGAAGCGCGAGAACGGCAUCAACGAGCAAUCGCCAAUGCGCCUGCGCAUGGAACAGUUCAUAAAACAACAUCAGAAAGAGAUUGUCGCUGAGCUCGAGAAGGUCGAUGGCAAAAAGUUCGUUGCAGAUUCAUGGCAGCGGCCAGAGGGCGGCGGAGGCAUAAGCUGCGUGCUGCAGGAUGGCAACGUCUUCGAAAAAGCCGGCGUAAACAUCUCAGUCGUGUACGGACGUCUCCCCAAACCAGCCAUCGCAAAGAUGCGCGCGAACCACAAGGCCCUCGACCCAACCGUUGAGUCCCUCGAGUUCUUCGCCAGCGGCCUAAGCAUGGUCCUGCACCCGAAAAACCCCAACGCGCCCACCGUGCACCUCAACUACCGCUACUUCGAGACGGCCGACGACCACGGCAACACCAACGCGUGGUGGUACGGCGGCGGGUGCGACCUCACGCCGUCGUACCUCUACGACGAAGACGCGAUCCAUUUCCACGGCACCAUCAAGGCGGCCUGCGACAAGCACGACAAGAGCUACUACCCGCGCUUCAAGAAGUGGUGCGACGAGUACUUCAACAACAAGCACCGCGGCGAGACGCGCGGCGUCGGCGGCAUCUUCUUCGACGACCUCGACGAGACGGAGAAGGACCAGGAGCAGCUUUUCUCCUUCGUGCAGGACUGCUUGGGCGCCUUCUUGCCGAGCUAUAUCCCCAUCAUCAAUAAGAGGAAGGACAUGCCGUUUACUGAGGAGCAGAAGCGGUGGCAGCAACUCAGGAGAGGGCGCUAUGUCGAGUUCAACCUUGUGCAUGAUCGGGGAACGGCGUUUGGGCUGAAUACACCUGGCUCGCGGGUGGAGAGUAUCCUGAUGAGCUUGCCGCUUACGGCGAGGUGGCAGUACAUGCACGAGCCGGAGAAGGGGAGCAGGGAAGAGAGGCUGCUGGAGGUGCUGAAGAACCCGAGGGAGUGGGUGUGAGGGUGUAGGAAAAUGUA
Molecule: messenger RNA, 1505 nt
Organism: Paraphaeosphaeria sporulosa
Lineage: Eukaryota; Fungi; Ascomycota; Dothideomycetes; Pleosporales; Didymosphaeriaceae
Exons: 2
Coding region: 211-1488 (425 amino acids)
Cellular component (GO): cytoplasm; mitochondrial intermembrane space
Molecular function (GO): coproporphyrinogen oxidase activity
Source: RefSeq, a predicted model, not a curated record